Molecule: messenger RNA, 749 nt
Organism: Neocloeon triangulifer
Lineage: Eukaryota; Metazoa; Arthropoda; Insecta; Ephemeroptera; Baetidae
Product: apolipophorin-3-like
Exons: 3
Coding region: 112-696 (194 amino acids)
Biological process (GO): lipid transport
Cellular component (GO): extracellular region
Molecular function (GO): lipid binding
Source: RefSeq, a predicted model, not a curated record
AGCUAAUUGUCUCCCCCGGCAGCGUAUCAUUGAUAAUAACGUUGCUGUGACCCCUGACCCCACGCGCUCGUAUAUUAAGCAGCACUUGCACUCUCGCAGACAUCAUUCACCAUGAGGACCGUCGUCGUGCUCGCCGCUCUCAUUGCCCUCUCCCAGGCCUCCGUCGUAAGACGUGAAACCAAAGAAUUCCCUUCUUUGGAGGAGUUGGUUAAGAGCGCCCAGGAAAAUGUGAAAACCUUCACCGAUCAGGUCGCCUCACUUUUCACCCCCGGCGAGGAGCAGAAGCAGACUUUGGCAAAGGUUGGCGAGACUCUGAGCAACCAGACCGCCCUUUUCACCCAGAACCUGCAAACUCUUGUGGACAACCUGAGCAACGCUGCCAAGGACAACCAGGGUCUGCAGGAGGCCGCCAGCCGCCUGAACACCACCCUGCGCGGCCUUGUCGGUGAGCAGAACGCCCAGGAGGCCGAGCAGGCCACCGCCGAGCUCUCCACCAAGGUGCAGUCGGCCGUGUCCACCGUGGUCGAGGAGGCCUCCAAGAUCGCCAAGAACGUUGAUACCGAGACGGCUCCCAUCAGGGCCGAGGUGCAGCAGGCCACCAAGCAGGCCGUCGACCAGGCCGUCGAACUGGCCAAAUACUUGCAGCAGCAGUUCCAGGCCGCCAUCUCUGGAAGCACCCCUGCGCCCACUUCGUAAUUGGAGAUGUUUUUGUAUUUAAAGAGAAAAUAAAUUUGAAAUGACAAAGCUGA